Molecule: messenger RNA, 1485 nt
Organism: Linnemannia hyalina
Lineage: Eukaryota; Fungi; Mortierellomycota; Mortierellomycetes; Mortierellales; Mortierellaceae
Source: the annotation of a GenBank genome assembly
AUGUCCUCAGAUAUGGCCAGCCCUCCCAUACACUUUGAUUCCGACCCCUCCCUCAUGGCUGGCAACCCCGCCCAAGGAAACAGCUACGGUGGAUACCAGAACCUCUACGGCAACAUGAACUUCAACCACUCCAGCUCCUACCCCGUCGCCAGUCCCUCAACCCCACCUUCAUUACCACCAGUCCACAACAACGGCGCUUACGCACCCAACGGCAACUUCCAGUUCUCCUACCAUACAGACAACGGAUCGGCGCCUCCUACAAGCACCGGUGCCCCCGCUUCUGCUGCCUCAUCGGCUCCUUUGAGCACACCUACCGGAACCCAGCCAUCAGAUGCCCAGCACUCGCCUCACGCCCAGCAAUCCCAUCAACUGACGCCUCCCCAGCAGCACCCCCAGACGCCGCAGCAACAGCAGCCACAACAGCAGCAACAACAGCAGCCUCAGCGCCAAGCCCACCAGGCCGUCAACGCUGCCCAGUCUCCCUACCAGCAAUCCCCUCAGGCGCACCACCCCAACAUGAACACCUUGAUGCAUGGACACCCGAUAUACCCUGGAGAGCCCCGCUACGAUUCCCGCCUUCAGCAGACCCGCUACAUGGACCCUAAUAUGCAGCCAAUGAUGGGCCGCAACGGACCUCACUCGGGCGACAUGUCCUGGAACCAGCCCGGCGGAAUGAUGCCAGAUCUCUUGGGCGGCAACCACCCCGGUGGUGCUGUUCGCAACGCGUCUGGACCACAAGGGCGUGCACCAGUAAAGCAGAACAUGGCAGGAUUGAACGGCAUGGCAGGCAUGGGCAUGAACAACAUGAACGGUAUGGGAGGCAUGGGUGCUCUCGGCGGUAUGCCCGGUAUGCCCAACAUGAACGCCAGAGGAGGCGAUCGCAUGGGAGGAUGGACAGGCGGUAUGGUGGGUGCACCCCAAAACCCCUAUGGCCAUCCCUCCCAUCCCCAGCACGCACUACAGCACCAGCAGCCCUUCCAUAACCUUCAACAGAACCCUUAUCAGCAAUCACACCUUCUCCAACAUCAGCCCGGCGGCAUGCAGCAACACGUGGGCAUGCAUGGUCGUCCUGGGAACUUGGGACCAGUGGCUGGCGGUGGAAUCUCCAAGAAGAAGAUGAAGAAGGUGGUCACUCCAGUGGUCAAGGACAAGAACUGCCCCAAGCGGCCAAGGAAUUCGUACAUCUUUUUCACUCUCAUGAAGAGGGACGACAUCAAGAAGAAGCACCCCGAGUUCAAGCCUACAGAAAUCACCAAGAUGCUGGGAGAGGAGUGGCAAAAGUUGUCGGAGGCCGAGAAAGAGUCAUAUGGAUCGAUGGCAGAGGACGACAAGAAGAGAUAUCAGUCCGAGAUGGAGGCCUACGACGCCAACGGAGGAGCGAACGCAGCAGCUGCCAACGACAAUGGGCACGCACCCAAUGGCGCCAUCGGCAAUGGACCCCCAGGACCUGGCGGUGACAUGGGUGGCGAUCACUGGCGUGCUUAA